Molecule: messenger RNA, 1325 nt
Organism: Anoplophora glabripennis (Asian longhorned beetle)
Lineage: Eukaryota; Metazoa; Arthropoda; Insecta; Coleoptera; Cerambycidae
Gene: Hakai
Product: E3 ubiquitin-protein ligase Hakai
Exons: 3
Coding region: 103-1203 (366 amino acids)
Biological process (GO): protein ubiquitination; regulation of cell adhesion
Molecular function (GO): ubiquitin protein ligase activity
Source: RefSeq, a predicted model, not a curated record
CUAACCUCAGUUUUUGUCAAGCAUCAUUAAUGUUUUAGUUAUCUAAAGCAUACAUAUAUCCAAUAUAUGUAUAAAGAUAUUAAUAUUAGUCACCAGAAAUAAAUGAAAUCAAAAAUGGAGGAUGCACCUAAAAGGGGUCGUGGUCGAGGCAGGGGCGGAAGAGGACGAGGACGUGGAAGGGGCCGAGGCCGUGGAAGAGGAAAAAAAGCUGCCAAAGUGAUUGAAAGUGAUGAAGAAGUUGAAACUCAACCGGCGGAAGUUGUCGUCGAGGAACCACCAACAGAAACUGAUAGUAAUGAAAAUACCGCUCCACCACCAAUUGAUCUGGAAGCCGAUAUUUCCCAGUUAGAGGCCCCCACAUUUACGACAAUUAAUAGAGGACCACCAGAACCUAUGCUGCGCUUGAAUUGGGCUCACAAAGUAAACUUGAUUGGAGAGAAAGUUUUGAAUCCAAUGAUACAUUGUUGCGACAAGUGUCUGAAGCCAAUUUUGAUAUACGGUCGAAUGAUUCCCUGCAAACACGUAUUUUGUCUGGCUUGCGGAAAGAAGGAGCAGAAGCAGUGCCCCCGCUGCUUAGACAAAGUGACAAGAGUGGAACAAACAGGUCUGGGAACCGUUUUUAUGUGCACUCACGGAGGUACAAGGUACGGGCAAAAGGGCUGUCGUAGGACUUACCUCUCUCAGCGUGACCUACAAGCCCACAUUAAUCACCGUCACGUUUCAAACGUAAAUCAGCAACCGAUGGAAGUGGUGGAACCAGAAAGGGCUCCGCCUAUCGUGCGACCUAAAACCGCCAACGACCCGAGAUCGAACAUCGUGCCGACUAGCAUCAGGCAGAGACCCCCGUUGGUACAGUCUUCGGGUGUGAGAACUAACUUAAUAACAGUGCCUAUACAAGACUCUGCCCCGACAGUGCACGAAGCCAUUCCGACUACUCAGAAUUACUACAGCCAGUACCCCCCGACUGCGAGUUAUAGCCAGCCGUUGCCUCCCAUGCACAUACCACCUCCCCAACAGCCGCAAUAUUAUACUGCCCCUCCCGCUUACAGCCCCGCGCAAAGUUAUCCGCCUUACGCGGGAACGACGGCGCCCCCUACUGCUCAGUACGCAACACCUACUCCGACCCAGGCCAGGCCUGCGCCUCAGUACGAUUACAGUGCGGCUACUCCCCAGUGGACUAACAGCCAGCAAUACUAUAGAUAAGGGAUAUGUACUGUGUAUUCAAAUUGAUAUAGAGCGUUAUUUAUUAAAGUUUUUUUUUAUUAUAAACUUUAACUUAAAUAUUGAGAUUGUGUAAUUAGUGUAAGAAUAUAAUAAAAAAAAAU